UAACUUUAUCCGAAUAUAUACACAAUAUUAUAUAUUAUAAUUAGUUAAGCAUGGAUUGCAAUGAUGACUUAGCGGCAAUUGAUAUUUUGACAUUUAUAACUGAUGAACUGCUGCAAACAUACAAAAGCAGUAAUGGAGAAAAUGAAAAGGCUAGGACAAUUACCAGGUUUCUUGACCGAUGGAAUGACGAUAUCUCCAUUGCGAAACUCAAGGGUCUCGCUCUUGAAUUUGAAACAGAUUUAGACUGGUUUAAUGUAAGUUGUCCUUUAUCGGUAGCAGGAUUGCAAGGAAAAAUAAUUGUAUUAGACUUUUUCACAUAUUGCUGCAUUAAUUGUAUGCAUGUGUUGCCUGAGUUGCACUCAUUGGAAGAACGCUUUCCAAUAGAAAGUGGUAUUGUAGUAAUCGGUGUUCACAGUCCUAAGUUCGAAAAUGAACGCAAUGCGGCAAACCUUCUAUCCGCUGUUCAACGAUAUGGAAUAUCUCAUCCCAUUGUUAAUGAUUCACGAUCUGGAAUGUGGCGCGCUAUAGGUAUCCGCUGCUGGCCAUCUCUCUUGAUUUUAAGCCCAACUGGUGUUCCCAUGAUGUUAUUAAUGGGCGAAGGGCAUGGAAAAUUCCUACAGGAAUUUGUGGCUGCUUCCCUAUCGUUUUUUAGCCGGCAAGGUAAAAUUGACCACAGAGGUCUGCCUAUAAAAUUAUUUAGCGACUUCCAACCGGCGUCCAACUUGCGUUUUCCCUCAAAGAUUGUUCGAAGCCCCAAUGGCCGGUAUGCUAUUGCUGAUACGGGGAACAACAGGGUGCUUGUGCUUACCGGUGGAGGUAUGAUACAACACAAAAUAGGUGGAUACCAGCCUGGUUUCGUGGAUGGAAACUUAACAACAGCACGGUUUAAUAAACCUCAAGGCAUAGCAUUUCUUAAUGAAAACAUUUUGAUUGUAGCGGACACAAAAAAUCACGCCAUUCGUCAAAUCUCUCUUACAAAUGGAAUGGUGGAAACUCUUGCUGGCACAGGCCAUCAGGGAAACGAACGAAUAGGUGGACGUCUAGGUCCAUUGCAACCACUUUCAUCACCAUGGGAUGUUGCAAUAUUUCGAACGCGAGACAUGGAUAUGUCCUUUCAUCUUGAUGAACGUAACAUACUAGAAAAAACAAUAAUGCUUAUAUCCAUGGCAGGCACCCACCAGAUAUGGGGUUAUUUUCCCGAAGGAAUUAUUUGGUGGAAAUUCCGUAAAUUUGAACCCCUUUGCUGUGUCUCACUAAUAGGAAAUGGUUUGGAGGAAAACCGUAAUAAUUCUUACCCACAGAACGCUGCAUUCGCGCAGCCGUCUGGUCUCGCUAUAUCAGGAGACGUUUUAUAUAUAGCUGACAGCGAAAGCUCGAGCAUUCGCAAAGCUUCUAUGAUAGACGGAAAGGUUAUGCCUGUCGUUGGAGGAGAUCGAAACCCACUUAACUUAUUUGCAUUCGGUGACAUUGACGGUAGACUAUUCAACGCAAAACUUCAACAUCCGUUAGGAGUCACUUUCAAUGAUGCCAAUAACAGACUCUAUGUUGCAGAUACCUAUAAUCAUAAAAUCAAAGUUAUUGACAUCGAAUCAAAUGAUAUAUCUACUCUACAAAUUAAAAACCAAGAUAAUACCAACCUGGUUUUAAACGAACCCGCCGGACUGUGCUUGGACGCCAACGGACGGAAUUUGUUGGUAGCUGAUACCAAUAACCAUUCAAUACAUAUUAUAGAUUUGGUAACGCUUAUAGCACAACCAUUUUGUUUAGAUUUCAGCCUAAUUGCGUCCGCUAGUGAAACUGAUGCGCCACAAGAUGCACAAAAAACAAAGGAAAAUAAUAUAAUAAGAACAUUGCCUCUUGAUUUAAUUAAACCAAGCAACAUUUUUUUUAACCUUCGACUUUCGCCGAGACUUAACUUUACAGAGAAAGCUCCUCAAAAGUGGAUACUGAAAAGUGUAUGUCAAUCUGUAAAAGUACAUCCCUCAUGCGGAACUCUACUUGAUGGGACUUGCGACUUGCAGGUGCAGGUUACUAAGCCCGAUUUCUUCUGUGAAAGCAGUCAAAUAUUUACAAUUGAAUUCGUAUUAAAUUUAUGCCUCUCAAAUUGUUGUCUAGUAAAAAAAAUUACAGUUUCUAUAAAACGCAAUGACAUAACAGAACAAUGUAUAUCCAACCACAACGUAAUUAUUGAUAUUGAGCAAUAAAAAAAUGUUUUUUAAAGAAAA
Molecule: messenger RNA, 2225 nt
Organism: Drosophila teissieri
Lineage: Eukaryota; Metazoa; Arthropoda; Insecta; Diptera; Drosophilidae
Product: NHL repeat-containing protein 2
Exons: 3
Coding region: 51-2204 (717 amino acids)
Molecular function (GO): protein binding
Source: RefSeq, a predicted model, not a curated record